Molecule: messenger RNA, 3724 nt
Organism: Linum trigynum
Lineage: Eukaryota; Viridiplantae; Streptophyta; Magnoliopsida; Malpighiales; Linaceae
Source: the annotation of a GenBank genome assembly
GGUAACGGAAGUGGAUCCGUGGAGGGUUUUGUGAGCAAGGAGUAUUUUUGUGUCUCUUAAACCUCUCCUCUCUCUCUCUCACCCUUCGCCCUCUCUAUAACCCUUUUCAGUUUUGUGGCGGCUAGUCUAUCUCCUCCAGUUUCUUCUUCUGCCGCCUCGCCUCUAAAACCCUAUACCCUUCUUCUUUUUUCCCUCCUUAUUUCUAGGGUUUAUCUCCUUUUCCCUCAUUUCUUUCACUCUCUCUCUCUUCGUUCAAUCUGUGUCGGUCAUGGCGGGCGUUUCUUCUGCUGAUCAAACUGCAGGUUUGUUGGAAAACCUGUCACUAGACCCUCAGGCCAAGACAACUGAUGUUUUGGAUCCUGCAAAGAAGCUGUCAACUAGUCAAUAUGGACCAAAUGACUUGGCUAAUAAUCAAGCCAUGGCAUUAACUCGCUCCACAACCCCUCUUGUAGACCCAAAUGCGUUCUAUUAUCCUAAUGGAUACCCAUCAUCUGCGUACUAUUACGGAGGUUAUGAUUGGAACGACUACAGUAGAUAUGUAAAUCCGGAUGGGGUUGAGAUAUCUCAUGCUGGGUUAGGAGAUAGUGAUACGCCUUUUUAUCCCCAAGGUUAUCCCUAUGGAACAUAUUCUUCAUCAAAUGCUUCUGCUGGUCCAACCCAUGAUAGCCAGUUGUAUGGGACCCAGCAAUACCAGUAUCCAAGUCCUUUUUAUCAGCUUCCUAGUUCAAAUGGUGCACUUAGCCAAGUUAGCCCCUCACCUGGGGAGGUCUCAACUGCAGCUGUGACCGACAAAGUACCUCUGCCAGUUGCUGGGACAAACUCUGGGAAUAUGGGCAGUCUGAAUAAAAAUAACGGAUUGAAGUCUACUACUUCCAGACCAAGUAAUCAGAAUUCGUAUUCAAACUCCAAUGGUUCCUUCAAAAGGGGAAAUUUAGGGACAACAUACCCGACUUCAAGUUAUCAGGAUCCAAGAUUUUCCUAUGAGGCAUUUCAACAAACAUUCCCUUGGGUUGAUCCCUCUAUGUUCACGGGGAGUCAAUCUGGACAUAUUUCAGGAGGCAGUUUUUCCUCUUCAAUGAAUUCACAUUCAACAAGGCCAGUACCAGGUUUUGGGCAAGGCUCUAGUUAUAUGAUGUAUCCAAACAACAGAAUGUACGAAAAUUAUGGAAACCGGGGCACUGGAUAUGCAUUUGGUUAUAACAAUAUGAGCAAUGGGCGUGGUUGGAUGGCUGCUGACAGGUACAAGUCAAAAGGCCGUGCCUAUGGCAAUGAAAAUAUGGAUGGUUCAGGCGAGCUGAACAAAGGCCCCCGGGCCAAGAGUUUUAGGAAUCAAAAGGACUUUGGUGUUGACUCUGCUCUAGAGGGGCAGACCAAUCCUACGACAGGGAACAACAAGGAGGAGAAUCUGAGUGAAAUUUUAGACAAGGAACAGUAUAACAGGGAGGAUUUCCCAGAAGAGUACACGGAUGCUAAGUUCUUUGUAAUUAAAUCAUACAGUGAAGAUGAUGUCCAUAAGAGCAUCAAAUAUGGUGUUUGGACUAGCACUCUGAAUGGUAAUAAGAAACUUGAUGCAGCUUACAAAGAGGCCAGUGCGAAGGGCUGCCACUGCCCUGUAUUCUUAUUGUUUUCGGUGAAUACAAGUGGUCAAUUUGUUGGUUUGGCCGAAAUGGUUGGCCCGGUCGACUUUGAGAAAACUGUGGAGUAUUGGCAACAGGACAAGUGGGUUGGUUGCUUCCCUGUCAAGUGGCAUAUCAUCAAGGAUGUGCCAAAUAGUACCUUGAGGCACAUUACACUUGAGAAUAAUGAGAACAAGCCUGUAACAAAUAGUAGGGAUACUCAAGAGGUUGUCCUUGAGAAGGGCAUUGAGGUUCUCAAAAUCUUCAAGUCCUGUAAAUCCAAGACUUCCAUUCUGAACGAUUUUGGAUUCUAUGCAACCCGUGAAAGGAUAAUGCAGGAGAAGAGGGCCAAACAGAAGUUGCAGAAGCUGGUCUUGGAAAGUGCAACAAAUGUGAAAGAUGGCUUGCAAAAGCCUGCAAGUGGUACUUUGGCCAAAGGCCCGAUUAAAGUAGGAGAAAUCGAGUUGAAGACCAAUGGGGAACCUGGGGUUCCUGAACAAAAGGGAGCAACCGGUGAAAUGGCAUCAAAGGAUGGCGAAACUGUUGUUGAAUCAUCAGAAAACAAAGUUGCUGCAAACGGAGUUGCAAGCGCCUGCUAAAAGUUUUGGUCUUUCCUGCGUUUAGGGUUUUGUUCUGGGAUCUAGAGAGUUGGUAACUGUGUUAGUGUAGUUUUGUGGAGGGUGUGAGGGUUUUCAUGUCGAUUGACGUUUGUGGGAGUGUGCUUGGUCAGACUAUCAUCAAUAUACAGAAAGUUAGGUUUUGGUUUUGGUUUUUUUGUUUCCGAUUUUAGUGUCGAUUCCAGUUUCAGUUCUUUAGCGGUAAGACAAAUGUGUUUACCUUUAUGUGUCAGGAAGGAAUGGUUCUUUUUUUUUUCUUCUUUUCCAGUCAUUUCUUCAACUUCUGGGGUGUGCUAUCUAUGCUGCGGUAUGUUUUGUUGUGUGAAGGAGCAAAAUCCAAAGAUUAGUAGGAGAUUAUCAUUCUCUUUAUUAUGCAUUUCAACAAAUUGUGGAAAGGUUGGAGUAAGAAGGAAAAUAGGCAAUUUUUGGAUUGGCCGAGAGGAACGAAGUCAUCAUGGGGACGUUGAGGAAGAGGGAGAUGGGGAUGUUGGCAGAGAUGGUUGGCAAAGGGUUUUCCUCUACCCCUGUUGAAAUUAAUCAACUGCUCCAAGCACUUUGUGAAGGUAAGAUGGAUGUUGCUAAAAAGUAAAAAGUUUAUAGAAAACUACUUUUCGGGAUUUAUCAUAAUUACUAUUUUUAGAUAUUAUUAGACAUUGUUAGUAGUUCUUGAGUCAUAUUAGGAUAGUCUAUUAGAGUUUUCCAGUCUUUAGUUAUAAAUAUGUAAUGUGGGUCUUUUGUUCGAUGAAGCAGAAACCAGUAAAAGCAGUGGCGGAGCCACUUGGAGAGGAGGGGGUGCUCCCCUUGGGUUUGGAGAAUUUUUUUUCGAGUAGGGGUAUAUACAAAUUCGAACCAAUGACCAUUCAGUUGCAGGAAGAAUUUCUUAUCAUUUCGAUCGAGUGAGUUUUGUUAUGUAAUGCACUUUAGUCUUUAUUUAUAGUAAUAAAUUGUUGUCUUUUGUUUAAACUCGCUCUUUUUUUUUUUGUAGCUCUACAACAGAGAAAUUUCUUGUCUUUUGUUUAAACAAAGUUGAAAGUGAAGAAGUAUCAAUUGAAGUUCACUUGUUUGUUUCACAAAAUCAAUUCCAAGGUACUUCUCAGUUCUAAUUUGUAAUAUUUGAUGAAUGGAAGUCUUGAUUUGUAUGUACUGAACUUAUUUGUUUGACGUUGUAACCGGUGUACGUGAAACUAUUUUAAUGUAAUUGUGUGAAUUUAGAGUAUUGCGUUGUUGACUUUUUGUUUAAUUUAAAGUUGACUUUUCUAUUGUAUAGGUGAUUUUUUAUGAUAUGAUAAAGGCACCCCCUUGGCCAAUUUCCUGGCUCCGCCACUGAGUAAAAGAUUGUGAAUGAAAGUGAAAUAGGUUAGAGAUCAUCAACCAUUAAUCUGGCUAGUGGCUAGGGGAAAUCAUACCUAAGUGAGUUCCCAACCUGUAAUUAGUAGUCUAACCUAGAGUAGCUUGUAGAAGUAGUUUAGUUAAUCAAACCUUAAUCUGAUU